AUGGACUCGACACAGAACGACAAGAUCUCCCAAGGCGCCGACUUCAAGGGCGCCGACGUCGAUAAUGUCGAAAACAACUACAUUGAUCCCAACGCGCCGCGGGUUAUGAGCCCUGAGCGUCGUGCGGUAGUCGAGAAGAGCAUGAAGCGAAAGCUUGACAUGCGAUGCUCUCUGUUCGUGCUCAUCUACAUCAUGAACUACCUCGACAGAAACAACAUCGCCGCUGCCCGUCUCCGCGGUCUGCAAGAUGACCUGAAGCUGAACAACAACGAAUAUGCCACCUGCCUCAGUAUUCUGUACGUCGGCUACAUUCUCAUGCAGAUUCCGUCCAACAUGGUCAUCAACAAGAUCUCCCGCCCCUCUUGGUACAUUGGCAUCGCCAUGUUGAUCUGGGGCAUGAUUUCAACCCUCUCUGGUGUGACCACCAACUUUGGAGGCAUGGUCGCCACCCGUUUCUGCCUGGGCUUCAUCGAGGCCGCUUUCCUGCCCGGUGCCCUCAUGAUCCUGUCGAAAUGGUACACCCGCCGCGAGCUCACCACCCGCAACGCCAUCCUCUUCUGCGGUAACCUCAUCUCCAACGCCUUCUCCGCCCUCAUCGGGGCUGGUGUCCUCUCCAACAUGCAGGGCGUCCUCGGUCAUUCUGCUUGGAGAUGGCUCUUCUGGAUCGAGGGUGCCGUCACCAUGUGUGUCGCCAUCUCUGCCGCCUUCAUUCUCCCUGAUUUGCCUACCAAUUCUCGUGGCUUCACCGAGGAGGAGCUCUACGUCGCCCAGCUGCGCAUGACUGAGGAUGUUGGUGAGGCUGAUGCCGACUCGGAUGAGAUGGGCCCUCUCGAUGGUCUUAUCAUGGCUGUCAAGGAUGUCAAGAUCUACAUCAUGAUGCUGACCUUCACUGCCUACGUUGUCGGUCUUUCGUUCAACGCCUUCUUCCCAACCCUCACUCAGACCCUGGGCUUCGGCUACGUCCCCACCCUGCUCAUGAGCUCCCCUCCUUGGGCCUUCUCCUGCAUCAUCUCCCUCAUCAAUGCCUGGCACGCCGAUCGCACGCAGGAGAGAUUCUGGCACAUUGUCGGACCCAUCUGCGUCGGCCUGGUUGGUUUCAUCAUCUCCAUGUCGACCCUCAACGUCGCCGCGCGCUACGUCGCCCUAUUCCUCCAGGCCAGCUCGUACGCCGGCUUCAUCGUAUUCUACUCUUGGAUCUCCUCCUCGUUCCCGCGUCCGCCCGCCAAGCGUGCCGUCGCCAUCGCCAUGAUCAACGCCUUCUCCCAGCUCGGCAACGUGGCCGGUUCGUAUGUCUGGGACCUCAAGGAGAACGGCUUCCGCAAAAGCUACGGCAUCGUUACUGCCAUGUUUGGUAUCACCAUUGUCGGUUGCUACAUCUUCAAGGUCAUCCUUGACAACCUGAACAAGAAGCUCGAGGAGGACGAGCGUGCCUGGGAGGUCAACGGCGAUGUUGCUGCGGAGAGCGCCAACGCCACCAAUACUGAUGAGAUCGAGGCUGCGCGCAAGUUGGGCAAGGGUUUCAGAUACCUUGUCUAA
Molecule: messenger RNA, 1536 nt
Organism: Colletotrichum orchidophilum
Lineage: Eukaryota; Fungi; Ascomycota; Sordariomycetes; Glomerellales; Glomerellaceae
Product: major facilitator superfamily transporter
Exons: 3
Coding region: 1-1536 (511 amino acids)
Biological process (GO): transmembrane transport
Cellular component (GO): membrane
Molecular function (GO): transmembrane transporter activity
Source: RefSeq, a predicted model, not a curated record